AUGGGCGACGACACCGCUCGCAUCCUGCACUUCGAGCCGCCGCCCACCAAGGUGACGCGGGUGCGCCCGCAGCUCUCAUGCAUUCCGUGCCGCCAAGGCAAGCUCAAAUGCAACCGCCAGCACCCGGCCUGCGACCAGUGCGUGAAGCGCUCGCGCGAGGCUCACUGCACCUAUGUGCCGCCCCCGCCCAAGGACCGCACCCGCAAGGCCAAGGACAUGCGCGGCCGCAUCCGCCACCUCGAGAGCCUCGUUGUCGAUCUGAUGAACGGCAAGGACCCGCGCGCGCUAGCUCUCAACCCCCAGGACCCUCAGCAAUCCUCCUCGCGCCGCCUGCCUACUCCCGAUCAGCCCUCUCCUGAACACCCUACCGCCUCCGACGGCCCGAAAACCCACUCUAGCUCCGGCGACGAUGAUCUCAGCUUCCCUAGCGCCUUCGGCGCCCUAAAGAUCAGCGACGAGGAAACCACCUACAUGGGCGGCUCCCACUGGAUGACCGUCCUGAACGAUAUCAAAGAGGUGAAAAGCUUCCUGGCCCUGGAGGAAGAGGACGAGCAGGAGUCGGAGAAGCCCGAGAGCGAGCAGGACACGGAGCUCCCCCACCGCCACACGCUCAUUGUCGGCUCGCCCAAGCCAUUGAGCAAGCGAGAACUCCUGCAGAACUUGCCCCCGAAGGCCGACGUCGACAGGCUUGUCCUCCUUUACCUUCGGGGCGGAGAUCCAACCUCCGUCAUGUUCCAUGAGCCGUCCUUCCGGCUCGAGUACGAGCGCCACUGGCAGAACCCGUCGGCCGCGCCAACCAUCUGGAUUGCCCUCAUGUACGGCAUUCUAUGUCUGUCCUCCAUCUUCUCUUUGCGCGUGCCCACCAGCGGAAUGCACCCUCAAUCGCCAGAAGCAGUCCUCAAGCAAGCGGCGAAAUACCACGACCUCUGUGCGUCUGCUGCCGUGCUCGGCGACUUUUCCAGACCGAAGCCGUGGUCAUUGGAGACGGUGAUGCUCUACGCCGCGGCCGAAUUCCUUUCCGGCAGCCGGGGUGGAGGAAGUCCGACGGAUGUUUGGCACAUCUUCGGGACCGUCAUUCGAAUAGCCCUGAGAAUGGGUUACCACAGAGACCCGAGCCACUAUGGCAUCAGUCCGUUCCAUGGCGAGAUGCGGAGGCGGACCUGGUACCUCAUUUACGGCUUGGAUGUUCUGCUGGGCUUCUCUCUGGGCAUGCCUUCGAUCGCCCGAGGAUUCCAAAGCGACACGAGGCUGCCCCGCAACCUUCACAGCGAAGAUCUGUCGCCAGACAUGACGGACUUGCCCCCGGAGAGGCCUGACUCUGAGUUAACCAUCAUUCUAUACACGAUUGCAAAGGCAAAACUUCUCUCUGUCUUUGCUCCCGCAGCUGAUGCGGCACACUCGGUCACACCGCCGACUUACCCCGAGAUCAUGGAUUUGGACCAAAAGCUGGAGGAAAUCCACUCGGAGAUGCCAUUGGCUUACAAGAUGAAGCCUUUGGAGGAAUCGGCGGGUGAGACGCCAGAUGUCAUCAUGAACCGAUUGAACUUGGAACUCCUGUACCAAAAGACGCGCUGUGUCCUGCACCGCACCUAUCUGGCAAAGGCACACAACGAUUCUCGCUAUGAGCAUUCGAGAAAAGCGUGUCUGGAGGCAUCCUUGGCACUUCUUGAGCUGCAAGCCAUGAUUUACCGGGCAUGCCAGCCUGGGGGUCUUCUGGUGCGUUGUAGUUGGUACUACGGGUCCUUGACAAGCCACGACUUCCUCCUUGCCGCCAUGCUACUUUGCCUGGAAAUCAACCUGAAUCGCGAAAAGAGGAUGCAAGACUCCGAAAGCUAUUGCGAAGGGCCGUUCUCGUGUGCAGAAAUGUUCAGGGCUCUGGAAAACGCGACACACAUCUGGGAUUCUUACGGGGACAAUUUGAUCGAUGCCAAUGACACCAAAAAAGCUGCCAGAGCUUUCCGUCAUAUCCUGGCGAAGCUGAAGGCGACUCCAGCAGAGUUUGGCAUGCAACAGGAGCGCGUGAACGGGGAGAUGCCUCAGCAAUUCACUACACUUCCCCAGCAAUACAGUCAGCCGCCGGUCGUCCCAUCCAACGGCCCUGGGAUCGCGUACUUGCCUGCGCAGACAGCAGCACCGGUCGCCACUCAGGGCUACAGUGUAGCUCCUGUUGAACCUAUUCCUCUCGAGGGCAUGUUGGAGAUGCCACCGUUUGACAUCAACUGGGAUGUAUGGGACAAGAGUGUACUUCCCUACGACGAGUACAUGCAACAUGAACCACAGCAGUGGCCGGUUCCUCAGCAGCCUCCCAAUAUUGGCGGUCCAUCGGGCUACCCUCCCGGAUACCUCCAUGGCAUGCCGUACCCGUACCAGCAUCAGUAG
Molecule: messenger RNA, 2379 nt
Organism: Diplodia corticola
Lineage: Eukaryota; Fungi; Ascomycota; Dothideomycetes; Botryosphaeriales; Botryosphaeriaceae
Product: c6 transcription factor
Exons: 4
Coding region: 1-2379 (792 amino acids)
Biological process (GO): DNA-templated transcription; regulation of DNA-templated transcription
Cellular component (GO): nucleus
Molecular function (GO): DNA binding; zinc ion binding; DNA-binding transcription factor activity, RNA polymerase II-specific
Source: RefSeq, a predicted model, not a curated record